This is a messenger RNA of Oncorhynchus tshawytscha (Chinook salmon), 954 nucleotides long. RefSeq names its product transmembrane protein 47. NCBI's taxonomy places the organism in Eukaryota, Metazoa, Chordata, Actinopteri, Salmoniformes, Salmonidae. Bases 133 to 651 code for a protein of 172 amino acids. The record is from RefSeq and is a predicted model, not a curated record. Gene Ontology annotation, biological process: cell-cell adhesion. The transcript has 3 exons. Gene Ontology annotation, cellular component: membrane; cell-cell junction.
CAGGGUUUUCAUCCCAACUCGCUACAGUCGAUUCUGAACUUUCGGAUUGAGGGUGUUGGAGGACGCUGUCACAGCUUUUCUUCUCUGCUCUAUUUCAACACGCGUGGAUCGAAGUAAACUUAAUAUGAAAACAUGUCUGUAAAUGAAGUGUACGUUUUCAGACCAUUCAAGUUGAUUGCUUUACUUUGUGUCUUUCUGGCAUUGUGUCUGGACAUUGUAGCGUUAUUGAGUCCCGCCUGGGUAACCGCAGAGCGGUUUUCUUUGUCGCUAUGGGAAUCAUGCACCGAAAAAGACUCUGGCUGGAGAUGCCUUUCCACCCUCACAUCUGACUGGCAGAUAGCCACCCUCGUGUUGCUGCUGGCCGGUGCUGCGGUGACUCUGGUGGCCUUCCUGGUGGCCCUCAUCUCCCUGUGCCGGGGGACACACAGACUGCACUACCGCACAGUAGCCGUGUUCAUGUUCGCUGCAGUGGUCCUUCAGGCCUGUGCACUGGUCCUCUACCCAAUCAAGUUCAUUGAUGGAACCGUCCUGCAGACCUACCAUGAGUUCAACUGGGGCUACGGACUGGGCUGGGGAGCCACCAUCUUCAUGCUAGGGGGAGGCAUCCUCUUCUGCCUCCGGACGGACAUGUACGAGGACGCUAUGUACUGAGCCCUCAUCUCUCUCCUUCUCCUACUCUCUCUAUCUCUCUCUUGCUCUUUCUGUCACGCACACACACACACACACACACAAAUAAAUAUUCACACCCAUACUCUGGUACAACAACACACACACACGCACACGCGCACACGCACACACACAAAUAAAUAUUCACACCCAUACUCUGGUACAACAACACGCACACACACACACACACACACACAAAUAAAUAUUCACACCCAUACUCUGGUACAACAACACGCACACACACACACACACACACAAAUAAAUAUUCACACCCAUACUCUGGUACAA